AAGGCUGCGGCUGCGGCUGAGGCCAAGGCUCAGGCCGGGCUGCGCGCCUGGCUAACGUGCCUGACCCGCGCCACUCGGCUGCCUUGACACUCGGAGGCCGCCCGGACGUCUCGGCGGGUCUGUGAGUUGCCCCAGCGAGGAUGCGACUGUUCCAUUGGCUGCUGAAGCAGCCGGUGCCAAAGCAGAUCGAACGCUACUCGCGCUUCUCGCCGUCGCCGCUCUCCAUCAAGCAGUUCCUGGACUUUGGGAGAGACAAUGCAUGCGAAAAAACAUCGUAUAUGUUUCUACGAAAGGAGCUUCCUGUGCGACUGGCUAACACAAUGAGAGAAGUGAAUCUUCUUCCAGAUAACUUGCUUAACCGGACUUCAGUAGGAUUGGUUCAAAGUUGGUAUAUGCAGAGCUUUCUUGAGCUUUUAGAAUAUGAAAAUAAGAGCCCUGAGGAUCAGCGGGUUUUGGAUAAGUAAGUAUAGUACCAAAUUUACCUGAAGAUAAAAAUAUGUAAUUAAAAGAAGUUUUGGUAAAUGGAACUCAUGUCAUUAGGAACCAAGAAAUACAACUUGGAUGAAUGCAUUGGGUUUCUUUAUGGGUAACAACAAGAUUCCUUUUUUAAAUUUUUGAGGUUAAAAAUUUAAUAUAGUACAAAAGGCAUAAUGACAGCUCAAAACAUGCUUCAUGAUUUCAAGGUGAACCUGGCAUUCACCGUAAAUAUUGCAGUAAAUGUUCCACCUAGUGGUAAUUUUAAGAAUGUAAUGUCCUCAGUAUAUGGCUGAAUUUAUCUGCUCAGUCCUUUAGAACUUAAAAAUUUUUUUUUCAAUGGAAUAUUAUGUUUGACCUCAGAAGAUCUAUAAUGGUUUUAUUUUGGAGAAACAACGUGUGCUUUU
Messenger RNA from Choloepus didactylus (southern two-toed sloth), 881 nucleotides. Its product is annotated as pyruvate dehydrogenase (acetyl-transferring) kinase isozyme 3, mitochondrial-like. The record is from RefSeq and is a predicted model, not a curated record. Gene Ontology annotation, molecular function: pyruvate dehydrogenase (acetyl-transferring) kinase activity. Gene Ontology annotation, biological process: regulation of glucose metabolic process; protein phosphorylation. The transcript is spliced from 3 exons. Gene Ontology annotation, cellular component: mitochondrion. Bases 141 to 464 code for a protein of 107 amino acids. NCBI's taxonomy places the organism in Eukaryota, Metazoa, Chordata, Mammalia, Pilosa, Megalonychidae.